Messenger RNA from Knipowitschia caucasica, 204 nucleotides. The record is from the annotation of a GenBank genome assembly. NCBI's taxonomy places the organism in Eukaryota, Metazoa, Chordata, Actinopteri, Gobiiformes, Gobiidae.
AUGACUACUUUAGCUAGCUGGAGUGUUUUUGUUUGGGGGGGGGGGGGGGCAGAGUGUGUGGAGGAGGAGGUGAAGAGUAUUUUGUUGUUGUUCCAGUUGGAGGAGGAGGAUGUGGGCAGGGCCUCGCGUUUCGAGUUCGCACAGGGCCUCGCACCCCCCUGUCUGGACGGCCUGCCCAAAAUACCUCCAGGCUUCCACUACUGA